Populus euphratica (Euphrates poplar) is the source of this 394-nucleotide messenger RNA. Its product is annotated as non-specific lipid-transfer protein 2. The coding region runs from base 35 to 319 and encodes 94 amino acids. Gene Ontology annotation, biological process: lipid transport. The transcript has 2 exons. The record is from RefSeq and is a predicted model, not a curated record. Lineage: Eukaryota; Viridiplantae; Streptophyta; Magnoliopsida; Malpighiales; Salicaceae.
AGGAAAAAAAAUAGCAGCAACAAGAUUACUGAAGAUGAAGAUGGCGUCUUUUUUCAUGAUUGUGAUGGUGGUCACGACGAUGUUACUGGCUGAAGCACAAGUGUCACAAGCAGAGACAUGCAACCCAGAGCAGUUGAGCCCAUGCCUAGGAGCAAUCACGUCCUCUACACCACCCUCGACCACUUGCUGCAGCAAAUUGAAGGAGCAGAAGCCUUGUCUCUGUGGAUACCUCAAGGAUCCGAGCCUCAAGCAGUAUGUUUCCUCUCCUGGUGCUAGAAAGGUUGUCAGUGCCUGUGGCGUUCCCUACCCUAGUUGCUAAUUGUUAUGAAUAUUAUGUAAUGGUAUGAAUAGUGUUAUAUAUAUAUAUAUAUAUAUAAUUCCAUCUAAUUAAUGA